AUGACAAAGUUGGUUGUUCUUAUCCUCGGGGCUGGUAACGCAGCCCAUGUGACAGCAGGUCUCGCAGCAUCUCGCGAGAACACGGAAGCGAGAAUUCUAACCCUUUUCAAAGACGAGGCAGAGAGAUGGACGAAAGCUAUGGGGGACGAAGGCUUGACUAUUAACCUCCAUGAAAGUGUUGGGGAUGUCACUGUGAAAUCUAAACCAGCUCUCAUAACCAAAAACCCAGCCAAGGCAAUAGAGGGCGCCCACAUGAUUAUAUUUUGUGUGCCAGCAUUUACCCAUCAAGGGUAUUUCGAAGCCAUUGAACCAUGCAUAAAACCAAACACAAUAAUUGUUGGUUUCCCCGGGCAACCCGGGUUUGAGUUCCAGUGCCUAGAUAUCCUGAAAGACAAAGCUCGUAGGUGUCCAAUCAUUAACUUUGAAUCCCUUCCAUGGGCAUGUCGGAUAAAUGAAUUCGGAAAGGGCGCCACAGUUCUUGGUCUUAAAGUUCAUCUUCAGGGUUCCAUCCUCAAGGGUGAAAGCAAUCCAGAUAAAGACCCUUGCGAGGUUCUUCAAGCUGUUAUUGGCCCAGAGACCAAACUGGAAGUCGGCAAGCAUUACUUGGCACCAAUCCUGGACACCAAGUCUAUUGUACACCCUCCAAUAAUGUACGCCAAAUGGAGAGAUUGGAACGGACAGCCGUUGUCCGAGAAACCUCUUUUCUAUCAAGGCUUAGAUGAGACUCAGAUUAAGUAUCUGAGCGGGAUCAGUGAUGAGUGCGUGGCAGUUGCCCGUGCCAUCACCGCCAAACGUCCAGACAUUGACCUCUCGGGAGUUGUCCACCUGCAAGACUGCUACAGAGUGGACUACAAGGACACAAUUGGUGACCCAACAAACCUGUUCACGAUCAUGAAAUCCAACUCAGCCUACGAUGGUCUAGUUCACCCUAUGAUUGAUGAACCGAAUGGCAAGUUCUCGCCCAACUUCAGAUACCGCUAUCUGGUGGAAGAUGUCCCUGAUGGUAUAGUGGUAACCAAAGGCAUUGCACUGAUUGCCGGGGUGCCCACUCCCUACCAUGAUGAGGUUCUGGCAUGGUGCCAGAAGAAGCUGGGUAAGGAGUACCUGGUGGGAACAGAUCUGACUGGAAAGGAUGUCAAGGAGACCAGAUGUCCUCAGAAGUAUGGGUACAAUACCCUUGAAGAUCUGCUCCGCAUUAAGUAAGAAUAUAUUAAAAUAAUCUUGGAUAA
Messenger RNA from Haliotis rubra (blacklip abalone), 1229 nucleotides. RefSeq names its product opine dehydrogenase-like. The record is from RefSeq and is a predicted model, not a curated record. Bases 1 to 1203 code for a protein of 400 amino acids. Gene Ontology annotation, molecular function: oxidoreductase activity. NCBI's taxonomy places the organism in Eukaryota, Metazoa, Mollusca, Gastropoda, Lepetellida, Haliotidae. The transcript has a single exon.